AUGCAGCACAUCUUGAGAGCAAAAAGCCGGCCAAGACGACCCAGAACGCCCACCUCCUCAUCUCUCUCUCCAAAAUCCAGCAGGCAUGAACCGCAACAGCCGCAAGAUGGACCUCUCAGGCUCCAAGCAUUGUAUUGCACUCCCCACAUCAAGGUUCCCGGCAAGCUAUUUGUGUCUCCGCUGCUGGUUACCUUUGUUCCAGACCCUGAUGACAAGCACGUCCAGGAGUUUGGAGGUGAACUCUACACAGUUACAUUGGAGGUGCAGGAUCUUUUGCAAUGUGGAGGCAUCACUAUGCCGCAGGAGGACGGCACUGACUUGGCCUAUUUCCUUCAGAUGGAGGUCAGGACGCUAAAUGGCCAGAUAUUCCGAACUCCAGAGGACCAGCAGGACCCAUGGUUCCUUGUCUUCCGUUUGCUGGACAAAGAGGACCUGCGUCAUGCAACUGCACUUCUUUUGGAGGCCAAGCAGGCCCAUCCUGGUCAUCAUGCAGGCUGGACACAGACAUCCGUGCCGUUUCCGUGUUUGGAUUGCAUGGCAGAGCUCGAGCAUGCGGUCCACCACCACCAGCUCCAGCAACAACUGGACAAGAAGAAGGACCGAUCGUCUUCUUCUUCUGCAGCUCGUUUGAUGGGAAGCUUUGCAAACUUCCUAUCAGGGCCGCGCGACUCCAAAGCCGCUGAUGCACAAGGACCUUCUCCAGCGAAACCCAGCGAAGUUGUGGAGGAAGCAGGCUGCCACGUUGACAAGGUGGUUUUUCAACUACCAGAAAACUGCCAACGGUCGGUGUUGAACAAAGACCUCGCGGAGGCAUUGUUGGACUAUCUUCCUGUUGGACUCCGACUCCCUGGCCUUGUUCAGUGGGUGCUCAGAUACACACCCAAGGCACACGGAGUUUCUUUAGCCACUAUGUUUCGAAACCUCGCUGAGCGAAAAAAGACCAUCAUCAUCAUUCAAGACACCGAGGACUACAUUUUUGGUGGUUUUGCAACUUCAGCUUGGGAGCCUUGUGGAAGGUUCUAUGGCUCUGGUGAGGCCUUUGUUUUCUCCUUCGGCAAGGCUUCAACUUCGGAGGUUGCUCUCGUUCAAUUCUUUCCAUGGUCUUCUGUCAACGAGUGCUGCAUGUAUGCAGACCAUAGUUUGUUUGGAAUGGGUGGCGGAGAAGGACGGCAUGCCUUUGUUGUGCAGGCUGAUUUGCUGCAGGGACAUUCAUCUCCAACUCCGACAUUCAAGAACUCCAUCCUGGCUGCAACUGAAGAGUUUGUAGUGCGUGAUAUUGAAGUGGGCACUCAUCAAGUCGUCAUUGAAGCUAUAUUCCAAAGGAACUUCAAUGUCACGCUAUGGGCUGAGAUCAUCUGA
Molecule: messenger RNA, 1359 nt
Organism: Durusdinium trenchii
Lineage: Eukaryota; Dinophyceae; Suessiales; Symbiodiniaceae
Source: the annotation of a GenBank genome assembly